AUGAGUUGGUCAGCGAGACAUGUGUCCAUUCCCGCGAUCAUUGGUCUUUCGUUAACAGGUGUCUUUGAAGAAGAGUCCAAGGGUCCCAUAACAGUCCGCGAAAAAAAAUUCAUGACUAUCGAAGUAAAAGUACCCAGAGCAUUAGUUCCCGCAGUAAUAGGUCGUGGUGGAUCGACGAUAAAGGACAUUGAACAGCGCACUUCCACCAAAAUAAGGUUCUCUGAAGAUAAUGUUGAUAAUCCAACCAGAAUCUGUUUCAUAAAGGGCACUUUUGAGUGUAUCAAGCUCGCCGAAGCUUUAGUUAUUGAUAUUAUCGAAAACCAGCCGGUUAUAGAGACCUACGAGAUGUUUGUCCCCACGCGGGUGCGGUCAUUGCUUCUUGCAGAUCGCGGGGAAGUUAUCAACACGAUUCAGGCAACCUCCAAUGCUAAGUUGAUAGUAGAAAAAGGCUUCAGCACUGAUGACAAAAAACGCGUUAUUAUCAAGGGAACUGCCGAGCAGAUUGGAUCAGCUGUUUGCUGUCUCGAGGAACUUAUACAAGAGUCCAAGGACACUCAAGAAAAACUGGAGGUCAGUCAGAGCUCCAGGUCUCCCAGGGGAAAAGUUUCUCCUAGAAGUACUCCUACUCAGUCGGAUUCUGUUCAAACUAUUGAUUCUUCACUCGACGGCGUGAUGGAGGUGUACGUCAGUGCUUCCGAAAGUCCCAGUCAAUUCUGGAUUCAAAUGGUAGGAGAUAGUAUCCUUGAGCUGGACAAACUUAUUGAUGAAAUGUCCGAGUAUUACUCCAAAAAAGAAAAUCAAGAGCUUCAUGUACUGAAAAAUAUCUCGGUGGGACAAACAGUCGCCGCUAAAUUUAGCUUCGAUAACCGCUUCUACCGGGCCGAAGUGAUAGCAGUCAUGGACGACGGGUUCAAUAUUCAUUUUCUGGACUAUGGAGACCAUGAAAUUAUUGAAGGAACGGAUUUAUAUGAACUUAGGACGGAUUUUCUGAGCUUACGGUUUCAGGCUCUUGAAUGUUCUUUGGCAAAUAUAAGACCUCCAAAUGGAUAUGAGUGGAGUGACGAAGCUUGUGAUAGGUUUGGUGAUUUAUCUUGGGUCGCUCAGUGGAAAGUUCUUAUUGCCAAAGUUCGUGGCUUCAAGGAGCGAGUCAUUAGUCAAGGGACUAGUCGAAGAGAAGGCUCUCCUAUUCCAUGUGUUGACCUGUAUGAUAAAAAUGAUAAAAAGCAACUGGUGAUUGAAAAUUUAGCGGUUCUCGAUGACAGCUCUUGGUCGACUGCCAGCUCAACCGCGUCAUUGUUGAAGCACCAAGAUGCUUCGAGUCCCUCUUUGGACAACACGCUACCAGUGACCACGAAAUCCAGUUCACCGCAGCGCAAAAUCACCCCAGAAGUAAUCGACUUGACCACCCCGCGCAAGCGAGUCGUCGAAGAAGUCGAUUUGGUGACUCCGCAAACUGACUGGAAGAAAAAAUCGACUUUCGACACGAAAAAACAGGGCAAAUCUACCAACGGUACUAAACAGGAAAAUAAAAAACUUCCUGUAGAUACGCAGCCGCGUCAUUUGCCAGGUGGUGAGGAGAGUUACGACGAGUAUUCUGAUGAGCUUGAAAUAUAUCUCGCGAUACCAAUCGACGGAAUGGACAUAAUUGAAGUUAAUCCACAACAGCAGUUUCACCCACAGCAGAUUCAGCAAAGACCGCCGAGACAAACAGAAGCUUAUAUACCGCAAAUUUUGUCACACGGUCAGCAAUUACAGCAAGAACGCCAGCAACCGCGGAUUGAGAGAUCACCCAUACUCGAUUACGUAGACUUUGGCGCUCAAACUGGGAAUAAUGGGGCUUAUAACUGGUUCGUUGACUACCCUGCUCAUCAGUAUUUUUAUGACUCUAAUAGAGAAUUUACUCUACACAAUAAAGAUCAAUAG
Cotesia congregata is the source of this 1923-nucleotide messenger RNA. The record is from the annotation of a GenBank genome assembly. Lineage: Eukaryota; Metazoa; Arthropoda; Insecta; Hymenoptera; Braconidae.